AUGGCAGCCAGAAGAAGACGACAAGGCCCUCCACAGGCUCUUGCGCCUCCAGGACCCGCAGAUACUCGUCAUAUACCUCCUCGUCCAGGCACCAUGUCUGUUCUGUCACGACUUGGAUUGCCAACAGCAUCUUCAACGUCUGGAGGAGGUCCCUCUGCUCCAAUAGAUAGAGAUGGCGACUUGAUGAUGGGCGGCGCUCCCAACACCGGCUCCUCCUCAAAGAGAUUUACACCAUAUGGAAAGAAAGGAAUACGUCGAGUCAAUCAACCUCCAAGAAUACAAGUCGCUAAUGGUCCACCACUCGCUGUAGCUCUGACAGGCCAUACUGGUGGAGCAGAAGAAGCUCUACUGCGUUUUGUAAAAAAUAGAGCCGACGCCGACGCAGAGGUGGUCAUGUCAGAUAUUCGCCAUGAUGGCAAAACAAUGUACUUUCACGUCAGGAAUCAGACAGAGUUUGACGUACUCAAAAAGUUGAAUGGAAUACGUUUUGCUGGUGAUAAGCUACUUUUCAGAACUGUCGAUUCCUUGGCCCCAAGAGCUCAAACACAACCUGGUCAACAUAUUGCACUGUUGGCACAAGUAGUACGGUCGAGAUACAAUGCAGAGGCUCUGUUUCUCGACUUGUCCAACAUAGAUGUAGACCCCACUCUAGUGCAGGCGGGACUGUCAGAACAUCGAGCUGAGAGCUCCAAGAUUUGGCCAGUGAUAUGUAAACUCAUAGGCGAAAGUUGCCCUCAAGUACAGACUAUAUCAUUCGCAUCCAACAAAUUCCGAACUCUGGAACCAGUCUCGAAACUACCAGAGUACGUGCCCAAUAUAGCGGCUCUAUCAUUUGAGAAUAAUCCGAUCGAUCGUUACCGAGACCUGGAGUUCUUAAAAGGUGCCGAUCUGAAAUCACUCCGAGAAGUCUGCUUUUUGGAAACUCCUUUACGAAAAAAAGAGCUGGCAUCAUCUGGUGGAGAUCUCAAAUAUCGAAGUAAAAUCACUGCCAUCUUUCCAACCAUCAACAUGUUGGAUACACAGCCAAUUCUCUCUGAAAUCUCCUUUGACACUGCAGAUUCUGAAGGGUCACAACUACCUAUAAAGCCGGGAUUCUUUGAUUCGGAAAACACGCAAAAUGCAGCAAAUGACUUUUUGCAACGUUUUUACCAUCUACUCGAUAACAACCGUAAUGGAUUGGUGGACUUGUAUGACGAUACAGCUGCCUUCUCGUAUGCUAUAGAUGAUUCGCCUCCUCCAACAUCAGUUCAGCCGAAUAGAAAGAGCAAUUGGGGUGCCUGGAAUGCCAACAAUCGAAAUCUUCGAAAGGACACGAAUCCAGAAAAACGAGUCAAUCUGAUUCACUUUGGCUCUGCUUCCAUCAUGGGGGUUUUGUCAAGAGUACCUCAAACAAAGCAUGAUCCUACGAAAUGGCUGGUAGACGCGUUUCAGACAUCAAGUCCAGUGAUGCUCUUUUUAACUAUACAUGGAGAACUGGAAGAAGUUUCAAAUGCAUGGAAACGAAGCUUUGAUCGAGUAUUUGUCAUAAUCCCCGCAGCUAGUGGAUCUAGAGCUGCAAAUGCUGGCUUUCCAUAUGUCAUCAUGAAUGACCAAUGGACGAUUCGAACAUGGCGAGCAAAUCCUUCUUGGAAGAGCGUCGUAGCCCGCCAACCACCACAUGUUACCACGUCAGUACCACCACCUAUAGCAGGACCAAUAGUACCCGUAGUGUCUGCAAUGACAAUGGCGUCGCCUGGAAUUUUGGCCCAUCGCGCCCAGUAUGGCAUAACUGACCCUCAGCAUAAUGUGGUUGUGACGCUGGCAUCACAAACGGGUCUCAACUACCAGUUCGCCUGGCAGUGUCUAGUUGAAACAGGAUGGGAUAUGGCACGAGCUGUGGAGGCGUUUACAAAGAUGAGAGCCGACAUUCCUUCUGAGGCUUUUGAUCCCAUAUAA
This is a messenger RNA of Synchytrium microbalum, 1935 nucleotides long. RefSeq lists its product as uncharacterized. The transcript has 9 exons. The coding region runs from base 1 to 1935 and encodes 644 amino acids. Gene Ontology annotation, molecular function: RNA binding; protein binding. The record is from RefSeq and is a predicted model, not a curated record. Gene Ontology annotation, cellular component: nucleus. NCBI's taxonomy places the organism in Eukaryota, Fungi, Chytridiomycota, Chytridiomycetes, Synchytriales, Synchytriaceae. Gene Ontology annotation, biological process: poly(A)+ mRNA export from nucleus.